AUGGCGAGCACACCGUAUAUACCAUGGCAUAUAUGGCGGAAAGUACGUGAUUUGCUCUGUUGCAUCUUGGCUGGAUUGAUAGCUUUAGAACUUGGAGGAUGGGAUAUCAAAACAAAUCUAGGUCUCUCACCGACCAAGAACCCAUAUUUACUUCCGGGGUAUCUAUCAAUCUCGCCAUGGAAUCCACAUGAGAAUCGUUGGAUGCCAUUUACAUCUUCUCCACCUCCAGCAUUACUAGCUUCGCUCUUACGGUCUUCAUGGAGGACUCUACCUCCAUCGGGCGUAUCGGAUAUUAGAGAUCCAAAAGAUUGGUGGGAAGGGGAAGUAGGACCAGAUGGAAAGGAUUGGGAAGAUGUCACUUGGGCAAAAGGAAGAACUGUUCUAGUCUUAGGUGACAGCGUAGGAAGAUUUCAUGUAAAAUACCUUUGUGAGAUGGCAGGUGAACCAUUUCAUGAAAUGCCAUGGGGUCAUCCAUUCUCUCCUCCCAAGAUGGAAGGUGAAGAAGCAAAAUCAGAAGAAGAAAGGUUACCGGAGACGAUAGAAGAGAUCGCUUCAUCUCAAGGUCAAAAUAAAAGUGGAAAUCAAAAUAAACGAAACCUUCCUCGUGAUGUACCCUCCCCACAAUGGGAUAUUGACUCCAUCUCACCAGAACCAGAGAACGGGAAUACAAAUGGGACGAUACUGGGGAGGAGAGAUGGAUCAAGACAUAUAGGAAAUGAAGGUGGCUAUAUGGGUCAUUAUUGUCACAUACCAGGAAUAGAUUUGAUGGUUAUUCAAGUCUUCAAUUACGGUUUGGACGAAAAGAAUUUCUGGACUUUGAGAGGCGAUUAUAUACCGCCGUACACUAUCGAAUCGCGACUCACACUUCUCGCUGCACCUUAUAUACGGAAAGCGGGACGUCCAACAACAGCACCAGAGUUGACAUACGUCGGAUCGGCAUUGUGGGAUACCACAAGAUGGAUGAGGGAGGACGCAGCCGCAGGCAAAGAUAUCAGCCAAGGUCUGACAAAGGAACGCCUGUAUUGGUACAGAACAAGAACACGUCAAGUAUUGAUGCACGCAAGGCAAGUUUUCCCAGAAACGAAACUGAAAUGGGCAAGUCACCAUUAUCCUCUACGAGCAAUGUCGGGUUGGUUCUUCGAGUCAGGCAAUCAAGAUCAAAAACCUCAAAGACCGCAACAAAAGCUCAACAGAUUAGCUCCGCUACACGAAGCUGCGAAAUCCGCUAUAGAUGAUUUGGGAGAUACUACAACAGAACAGAAAAGUGUAUUGAAGGAUGUGGAUAUGGGAAUGUGGGGAAAGAGGAUGAUAGGGAUGGAAGAUCAUCAAAAAGACGACCUACAUCAAAACCUUCUUCCAGGCGGUUACCUCUGGGCAGAUAUGAUGUUAUACGAUCUAAGGGAAGCGGUGACCAAAAAAUGGUGGAAGCCAUAG
Molecule: messenger RNA, 1434 nt
Organism: Kwoniella shivajii
Lineage: Eukaryota; Fungi; Basidiomycota; Tremellomycetes; Tremellales; Cryptococcaceae
Exons: 7
Coding region: 1-1434 (477 amino acids)
Source: RefSeq, a predicted model, not a curated record